This is a messenger RNA of Acomys russatus (golden spiny mouse), 4165 nucleotides long. It is a transcript of the gene Strn, whose product is annotated as striatin. Gene Ontology annotation, cellular component: dendrite. The transcript has 18 exons. Gene Ontology annotation, molecular function: armadillo repeat domain binding; calmodulin binding; protein phosphatase 2A binding. NCBI's taxonomy places the organism in Eukaryota, Metazoa, Chordata, Mammalia, Rodentia, Muridae. The coding region runs from base 116 to 2458 and encodes 780 amino acids. The record is from RefSeq and is a predicted model, not a curated record.
CUGCUGACUGGGGUGUGGGCGGGGAGCGGCGGAGGGAGGAGGCAGAGCUGGCCGCCGCAGUUUGCCGCCGCUGCUGGGCGCCUAGGCAGAGCUCUCCGGGGUUCGGGCGGCCGCCAUGGACGAGCAGGCGGGUCCCGGCGUCUUCUUCAGCAACAACCACCCGGGUGCUGGCGGUGCUAAGGGGCUCGGGCCUCUGGCGGAGGCUGCAGCGGCCGGAGACGGGGCGGCUGCGGCGGGGGCGGCCCGAGCUCAGUACAGCCUCCCCGGGAUCUUGCACUUCCUGCAGCACGAAUGGGCCCGCUUCGAGGUAGAGAGAGCCCAGUGGGAGGUCGAGCGGGCGGAGCUGCAGGCUCAGAUUGCCUUCCUUCAAGGGGAGAGGAAAGGUCAAGAAAAUUUGAAGAAAGAUCUUGUGAGGAGGAUCAAAAUGCUGGAGUAUGCCCUGAAGCAGGAAAGAGCCAAAUACCACAAGUUGAAAUAUGGAACAGAACUGAAUCAGGGAGACAUGAAGCCUCCGAGCUAUGACUCUGAUGAAGGUAAUGAAACAGAGGUGCAGCCACAGCAAAAUAGCCAGUUAAUGUGGAAGCAAGGCCGGCAGCUACUCAGACAGUAUCUCCAGGAGGUUGGCUACACAGAUACUAUUCUAGAUGUGAAAUCCAAACGAGUGCGGGCAUUGUUGGGCUUUUCAAGUGAUGUCACUGACAGGGAAGAUGAGAAAAACCAGGACUCAGUUAUAAAUGGCACAGAGGCUGAAGUUAAAGAGACAGCAAUGAUAGGGAAGUCCGAGUUGACGGAUUCUGCCUCUGUGCUGGACAAUUUCAAAUUCCUUGAAAAUGCAGCUGCAGAUUUCAGUGAUGAAGAUGAGGACGAGGACACUGAUGGAAGAGAGAGAACUGUCAUUGAUACUUCGACAAUUGUUCGGAAAAAAACAUUGCCUGAUACCAGUGAAGAUCGAGACACAAAAGAAGCUCUGAAGGAGUUUGACUUUCUAGUCACCUCAGAGGAAGGAGACAGCGAGUCUAGAAGUGCAGGCGACGGAACAGACUGGGAAAAGGAAGAUCAGUGUCUCAUGCCUGAAGCCUGGAAUGUGGACCAGGGAGUAAUUACCAAACUGAAGGAGCAGUACAAAAAGGAGAGGAAGGGAAAGAAGGGGGUGAAGAGGCCCAAUAGGUCAAAACUACAAGAUAUGCUUGCUAACUUGAGAGAUGUGGACGAACUUCCCUCCUUGCAGCCAUCGGUCGGUUCCCCUUCCAGACCCAGCAGCUCCAGGCUUCCUGAGCAGGAGAUCAGUAGGGCCGAUGAAGUGGAAGCACUGACAUUUCCUCCUUCUUCUGGGAAGUCAUUUAUCAUGGGAGCAGAUGAAGCCCUGGAAAGUGAACUGGGCCUUGGAGAAUUAGCAGGCCUUACAGUGGCCAAUGAAGCAGACUCACUAGCUUAUGAUAUAGCAAAUAACAAAGACGCCUUGAGGAAGACAUGGAACCCUAAGUUUACGUUAAGAAGUCACUUUGAUGGCAUCCGAGCCCUUGCUUUCCACCCCAUUGAGCCUGUUUUAAUAACAGCAUCAGAGGACCAUACACUGAAAAUGUGGAAUCUGCAAAAAACAGCCCCAGCCAAAAAGAGUACUUCUCUAGAUGUGGAGCCUAUCUACACAUUCAGGGCUCACAAAGGUCCAGUGCUGUGCGUAGUGAUGAGCAGCAAUGGUGAGCAGUGUUACAGUGGUGGCACUGAUGGGCUGAUCCAGAGCUGGAGCACCACCAAUCCCAACGUCGAUCCCUACGAUUCUUAUGAUCCUUCUGUUCUAAGAGGCCCUCUGCUGGGCCACACGGAUGCAGUGUGGGGCCUGGCCUACAGUGCAGCACACCAGCGGCUGCUUUCCUGCUCAGCAGAUGGCACUCUUCGUUUAUGGAACACAACGGAGGUUGCUCCAGCACUGAGUGUGUUUAAUGAUAACCAAGAACUAGGAAUUCCUGCUUCUGUGGAUCUAGUGAGCAGUGACCCAAGCCAUAUGGUAGCAUCGUUCAGCAAGGGAUAUACAAGCAUCUUUAACAUGGAAACACAACAGCGAAUUCUCACAUUAGAAUCCAAUCUAGAUUCAGCAGCCAAUUCUUCGUGCCAAAUAAACAGAGUCAUCAGUCACCCCACUCUUCCCAUCAGCAUCACCGCUCAUGAAGACAGGCACAUCAAAUUCUACGAUAACAAUACAGGCAAACUGAUCCACUCAAUGGUAGCCCACUUAGAAGCUGUUACAAGUUUGGCGGUCGAUCCCAAUGGCCUGUACUUGAUGUCUGGCAGUCAUGACUGUUCAAUACGCUUAUGGAAUUUAGAAAGUAAGACAUGUAUACAAGAGUUCACAGCUCAUCGGAAAAAAUUUGAGGAAUCGAUCCAUGAUGUAGCGUUCCAUCCUUCCAAAUGCUAUAUAGCCAGUGCUGGAGCCGACGCCCUGGCUAAGGUCUUUGUAUGAUGUGACACAUCAGCUUCACCUUGUAGCUCUUUAUAAAAGUCAACUGCACAACAAAGAUACGGAAGACCAGGGCAAGAAUCCGCUCGCCCUGCCCUUUUGUUCUGCUGAGGGAGCACAGAGAACUUCGUUAAAGUAUAGUUUUGCAAUUCGUAUACUGUUUUCUAAAAUUAAAGUAUGUUCAGGUUGCUGCUAGGUCAGCCUAAUCUGUGAGCCUCAAACUUUGACAUUUCCCCCCAAAGAGACACUUUUAUUUCUGAAGUUGUUCUCAUUCGCUAGGCAGGCCUGAGCGAAACCGGAUUAGCUUCUCCCUUUUGAGUAAACAGGGCAUGCUGUAAAGGAUAAUUAAAGUUGGGUGGCCAGGCAUGAGUAGAGUGGAAACUUAGCUGUACUUCCACCCUGAGACAUGUGCUAAGUGUCCUAGGUAGUCAACUGUGCUGUGUGUGCUCUACCAGCCCCCCUGUGUAUGGCGGCCAGACAGUGUUCAGAUGAGUUUCUAACAUAGCUCUCCAUUCAGGCCUCUCAUAAAGCACAUGGCAAACCAUUUCACCUAUUAGGAGGGAAAGAUGCAGUAAUAUGUUAAUUAUAUUAUUAUUCAGAAAUGCUAAAAAAAUAUUUAGUUUGCAAGCAGAUUUCUAUAUUGUAUUCAAGUUUGAAAGUAGAUGUGGUACCAUCUACUACCACCAAGCACUCAUGAUGAAAAACAGUUAAUAGAGUCUGCUUUACUAAAGGUUUUAACUUAUUGUUAAAGGCAAACAGGGAAUCUUUCUAUAAUAAUUUGUUUAAAAAUUUGCUUCAUUAAUGUGCCAUUUAUAGUACUAGAGUGAUUAUUUCAUAAUGAUGAAAUUUACUUCCUAGUGACUGAAAAAGGAGAAAACUAUUUAUUAGCGCCCAUGUCUCAACACCCAUAUAACUGGUUCACGUAUUCCCACUGUUUCUUCCCUGCCUUUGACUUUCAUGUUGUCUGACACCUGCUAUAAACAGUUUAUAAUUAUUAUGUCGUGUAGUCCAAAGCAUGUGGGUACCCCAGGCAGGUGCUUCUGAGCCGUGCUUGAUAAAGCAGUGCACUCCUGAAAGUCCUCUUCCAUUAUCUCUGAGAACACUGUAGAGAUCUAGAUGGCAGACCUUGGUGCCUGUGACACUUACAAGGUUUGUUCUCCCCCUCUCCAUUGUUUAAUCGGAACACACGUUUUGAUGAAGAACAAAUCAAUAUUGUAUCCAGAGAAAACCAUGUCUUAAAAUGCCAGGUUUCACAUUUCUCUGUGAUCCAUAUGUGGUCAGCUUUUGGAAAUCUCAGAAUCCUGCUGACUAAAUAACCUAGUGCCCGGCCAUGCAGACCUCUUACUUGUAACUGUUGGAUGCUCUUUACCCUUCACACUAUUUCUCUGCUUUUGUCCCAAAUGACAGAGACUAAUAAUAUAAACAUAAAAUAUAAAUUAAUGUCCACCUUUUCACCAAAGUAUAUAUGGCAUAGGAUCUCAGUCUUAAGAAUAUUAUACCCAUAAUUAUUAUAACCUAUUAAAAUAAUUCCAUUGUCAUAACCAUGACAUUUUCUGGUGAUCUAUUCUUUGAAGUAGUACUCUCUUUGUGACAUGGUUGAUAAUUGACUUUUUAAAAAUUUCUGUUCAUCUGUUUAGAAUUCUCCAGUGUGCAGGCAAAUUUUCACUAACAUUGUGUUAUAAGGUUGAAUUUCCCUGGUUAUUAUAUAGA